UUAGCAAGUGGAUGCAAUGCUAGAGCUUUACCGUUCGAUUCAACUGCGUUAGCAAUCCAUCCAAAGUCUAUGGCUUUAGUUACGCACGGGCACGCCUUACCUCCCGUCCGAGUCUCUCCUCCGCGCUUCUUAUGAGUUUUCUCAAACCAGGGACGUUGGUGAGUUACAGAAUCAGUACCAAAUCUGCCUCUUCGCUGUGGUCCUACCGGGAACACACGGCCGCGAGAGAGCCAUGACUCUGAGCUCCGAGAUGUCAGAUGCGUCUGUGCUCUCGGAAGAGACCGACAUCGAUGUGGUUGGAGAGGGCGACGAUGGCGACGGGCACUCGCGCUCCUACGUAGACGAGGUGGCGCAGAUACAUGACGAAAUCCUUCUCUCUGGCUCACCACCAUGCGUGGAUGUUUCUGCCGCGCGGGACACAUACAAACCAGCGACCAAGAACACUCUGGUGAAGCCUCCAUACUCCUAUAUCGCGCUGAUCACCAUGGCGAUCCUCCAGAGUCCCAAGAAGCGCCUCACACUUAGCGAAAUUUGCGAUUUCAUUAGUAACCGAUUUCCGUACUAUCGGGAAAAGUUCCCCGCCUGGCAGAACUCAAUCCGACACAACUUGUCGUUGAACGACUGUUUUGUUAAGAUUCCACGGGAACCCGGCAACCCUGGAAAAGGCAACUACUGGACGCUGGACCCCGAGUCAGCUGACAUGUUCGACAACGGGAGCUUCCUACGACGCCGGAAGCGUUUUAAGCGACAGCAAACGCCCGACCUUAUCCGGGACCACGGGGGUUUUCUCCCCGCCGCCGCGGCGUAUGGUUAUGGACCUUAUGGCUGCGGAUAUGGUCUUCAGCUGCAAACGUACCACUCGCACUCCGCACUCUUCGCCUUCCAGCCGCAGCAUCAACCGCCUCCGCCUUCUCGACAUGCAGGAACUCUGAUUCCCGCGCCAUCCCUUAUGCCAACCACAACCGAGCUUUCCCGUUCUCGCUUCUAUCCUCCGUUGAGUCCUGGCCUUUCAUCCCCUGUGCAGACUGCGGCUAAAUCACCAGUGCACCGUUCACCCUUUUCCAUAGAUAGCAUAAUAGGGACCUCUCUGAGUUCCACGCACUCGCACUGUGCCUCACGGACUUCCCCGGCGAUCUCCGUGCCACCGCCGACUCUUGUAUCUCAGCACUCUCCCAACCAAGCGCCGCCGCUAUCGAGAGUCGCGCACGGAGGACCAUCCUUGUACUCGGUGGUCGAAAACCUGUCGAACCGGAUUGUAAGUGGCUCAAGCGGCUGUUAAUUUCUUAACUUAACUUCAGUUUUUUAAAAAGAGAUACACACAAACGCUCCUGUGUUAAAGGUAGGAUUAUUUUUGUAUUGAUUUUGUUCGUACAUUUUUUGUUUUGAUAAACGCAGCUGAAUGGUGGAUAUUACCAAUAUUUGUGCCUAUAUUCAAGCUGUGAAAUAUAAGAUAUAUAUUUAUGUUAACAUUUAGUUCAAUCUACUUACAUCCCCACAAACGUUUCAUUUAAGUGAUUUGCGAUCACGACACAGGGUAUCUCAGGAUAACGAUAAAGGUCUUAACAGAAAAAUAAGAUAAACUGUCAAACCUUAAUAAUUGUCUACAACAAUGUAUUUUGUGUCGCGGCACCGUUGUUUUUUAGUCUGACGAACUGAAAUUUUUUGUUUCAAUUUGUGCUUUGUAAUGAAAAUUCAUAAGAAUCAUUCUUCGGAAAUUUUGAUGCAAUGUGUGCUUAUAUCAGUAAUAAAAUGUACAUUAUUUGGUAAGUUGUAUACUCGGAGUGUGAUAUUUUUACACGAUUUGUUUUACUAUAA
This is a messenger RNA of Electrophorus electricus (electric eel), 1815 nucleotides long. It is a transcript of the gene foxd1, whose product is annotated as forkhead box D1. NCBI's taxonomy places the organism in Eukaryota, Metazoa, Chordata, Actinopteri, Gymnotiformes, Gymnotidae. The record is from RefSeq and is a predicted model, not a curated record. Gene Ontology annotation, biological process: anatomical structure morphogenesis; regulation of transcription by RNA polymerase II; cell differentiation. Gene Ontology annotation, molecular function: RNA polymerase II cis-regulatory region sequence-specific DNA binding; DNA-binding transcription factor activity, RNA polymerase II-specific.